Molecule: messenger RNA, 573 nt
Organism: Prunus armeniaca (apricot)
Lineage: Eukaryota; Viridiplantae; Streptophyta; Magnoliopsida; Rosales; Rosaceae
Source: the annotation of a GenBank genome assembly
AUGUCGUUUUCUUAUUGGCCGUUGAAAUAUGUGUUCCCACAAAUUCCCCCCAGCUUCUACAUGGCGCUUAUGAGGCGUGGAGGAGAUGAGACAUAUCCAUUAGGCUUUCCAACUGCAUCUGGGCUCCCUUCUUGGAGUUGGGCACCUUUUGCAAGUUGGGCUCCUAAUUGGACUUGUGAGAGAGAUCUUAGAGGAUUGUACUACUUGUUGAGGAGAGGCGUUGCUGUGCAUACCAAAUACUUGGAGCUACGACGCUUGAACCGCAUCUUGGAGAAGUGGCAAGGAAUGCUGGCGCUGGUCCGGGCUGUGCUGCUGCUUAGGUCUGUGCUGGCGAUUUUGGCCGUGCACCUUCAAGGGAUGAGGGUCGAACUGAGAGGAUUGCUCAUCCAUUUAGCCAUCGAAUCCAUCUGCCGAGCCACGAGCAGUAAGCGUGGGAUUGAUUCAACAUCGUUGACCCCUUUGGAGGCGAGGAUGGCUACGGCUAAGAAGGUCAGAGAGUCAUUUGCUCUGGCAAAGGGUCAUUCGGAUACUCGAACAUCUCAUCCAAAGGUUGACAAGCUUAGCUCCGCAUAG